AUGUUCAUCGCUAUCAUCGGGACCCGCCUUGCAGGGAAGUCAUCGGUCGAGAAGUACCUGAUCGAGCAGAAGGGCUUCAUUGCCGUGAAGUUGCUCGAGCAUGCUCCGGAAGAACGGGCUUCUCCACUGUGGUUCCGCUCCCCCGCGGAACUGCUCGCGCACGUCACCAGAAACUGGCGCGUGGACUUCGUUACGACAGACCUCGACACACCCGAUGUGCUAGCAGAUUUUAUGACACGGCCUUUCGUUCUGGUCGUAAGUGUGGACGCGCCGCUCCUCAUGCGUUAUCGGCGCAGCCUCGACUGGUCAACACGCUCGCCGUUCGGCAGCCUCAGCAACUUGGCGGGUGUCCAGGUGAUGAAUUCAUUUGAGACGAUAUCCGGCCUCCACGAACACCUCGCAGAACUCAACCUCCUGGACCCUGAGCGUUUGCGGCCUGAUUGGGAUACGUAUUUUAUGCAAUUGGCCUCACUGUCAUCGAGGAGGUCAAAUUGCAUGAAGCGGCGCGUCGGCGCUGUGCUCGUCCGCAACAAGCGCGUACUGGCCACUGGGUACAACGGCACACCAAGGGGGCUGACAAACUGCAACGAGGGCGGCUGUGUCCGAUGUAAUACUGCAAGCGAGACUCCGGAUGAAUGCUUGUGCCUCCAUGCGGAAGAGAACGCCCUACUUGAAGCGGGAAGAGAGAGAGUCGGCGAUUGGGCGGUGCUUUACUGCAAUACCUGCCCUUGCCUGAAGUGCACAAUCAAGAUCAUUCAAACAGGGGUCAAGGAGGUCGUCUAUAACCUCAGCUACAAAGUAGAUGAUGCCUCAGCCGCUCUGUUUGCGGAAGCAGGGGUCACCCUCCGAAGACAUGCGAACCCGGAGUAG
Messenger RNA from Trametes versicolor FP-101664 SS1, 870 nucleotides. Its product is annotated as deoxycytidine monophosphate deaminase. Gene Ontology annotation, molecular function: zinc ion binding; hydrolase activity. Bases 1 to 870 code for a protein of 289 amino acids. The transcript has 6 exons. The record is from RefSeq and is a predicted model, not a curated record. NCBI's taxonomy places the organism in Eukaryota, Fungi, Basidiomycota, Agaricomycetes, Polyporales, Polyporaceae.